AAAGAAGCAAGAAAUUGAUACUCUUGAAAAGAAAGGAAGAUACAAAACUGCAAUCAGACGGCAAGAAUCGUUGUCGACAUUGGAACAACUUCUAGAAUUAGUCGAUAAAAUUAAAUUACUAGAGCCAUUGCAGUCAUUCGAUACUCAAGAAGAACUAAAAGCAACCUUGAUUAAAGGACUUUUAGAACACGAUAUGAGCGACGAGAAAGAGUUAGAAGACGAGAUUAAAAAAAGGAAACAAGAAAUUGAGACUCUUGCAGACAACGGAAAGCAUGAAACUGUAAGAAGGCGACGAAAUUCGUUAUCAGCAUUAGAAGAACUUCAAGUAUUGAUGAAUAGGAUCAAAGAUUUACAAAAUCGUAAGUUAAGUGUGAGUAGUGAAAUUUCUCCAUAUGGCGAGGGAGCUUCUGACAAUUCAUAUAAUAAUAAAAACCUCUGUGGAAGACAAGAAGGAGAUACGAUAAUGAAAGAACAUGUAAAAAACUUAUACAAUGACUUCUGUAUGAUGCCACCAUGUACAGAAAAAUCCAUCAUUCAUCUUCUCUUUUUUAUUGCUUUGAAGUUAAAUGAUGAGGCCAUUAUUAUUUCAGAGAAUAACAUGAUAAUAGUUGAUGAGAUAGAGACUGAAAUUGUAAAAGAAUUUGAACUUUUCAACGAACGAAUAAAUAUCGAAAAUAUACAAAGUACACAGGUAGAAAAUCUUAUAGGAACAGUAUCCGUUCAUAUAAAAGAUCACAAUUGGAAAUCAGCCUCUAGCACUUUAGAAAAAAUUUUGAAGUUUAUUAGACCGUUCAAUAUAUCAGAAUUGUUUAGACUUUUUGACCAAAUUAAUGAAAGAGCACGCUUGAUAAAAGAUGAAGACGUCAUUCUUUUGCUUGGAAAAACCGGAGUAGGAAAAUCAACCACAAUUCAUUUCUUUGGAGGAUCUGAAUUGAGGGAAGUAAAAGUAACAGGAUUAAAUCAUAUUCAUCCUGUUGAAAUAAGAAAUCCAGAUCUAAAACAGAUUAUCACUACACCCUAUUCUCGAUCUGAAACUCGAUGCAUCACACCCGUUAGGGUUUAUUUUAAAGAUGUUGGUGGAUAUUCUAAUGAAAGCAUUAUAAUAUGUGAUACUCCAGGAUUCGAGGAUACUAAUGGACCAGAAGUAGAUAUUGCAAAUGGAAUUGGUAUUGUUAAAGCAAUAAAAGGUAGUAAAAGUGUUAAGCCAGUUGUCAUAAUUAGUUAUAAGAGUAUCGGUGACAAACUUGAGGGUAUAAAAGAUUUAGCUAAUACAUUAAUUAAAUUGAUUCCAAAUAUUGGAGAUCAUCUCAAAACAUUUUCAUAUAUUUUUACGAAAUUCCCCUCCGAUAAAAUACAUGGAAUAUGUAAAUUACUAACAAAUGCCGAAGAAACACUGAAUGAAGAUGGAAAAUCAGAUAUUUCUCUCAGACAGUUGUUUAAAGAUAUGAUAAAUAAAACGAGACAAGGAGCACGAACUUUAGACCCAAUGAAGAAUGAUGCUUUUGAGAUUCUCCAUGAACUAGUAGAGUCUGAUACUAUUACCCAUCCGAAUGAAGUUUUUCAAUUUUUCAUUACAGAAAAAUCAAAAUCUAUCCUGCAAGAACAAGUGAGAAGACAUCAGUUAAGUAUCAUAUCCGCCACUAACCGUUCCGAUUAUUUACUCGUUAAGUAUAAACUUGGUCAAUUAAAAGGCUUAGAUGAUAUACUUGAGCAAGAAUACAUCAGACAAAUUUGCAAUGAUUGUGUUCGAUAUGUAAUUAGACAUCUUUCUGAAGAAUAUGAACAAAGUAUUCAAAAAUUAAACCACUGCUUAUUGAGUGAAGCAAUUUUGUGCAACGAAGAUUUGAAACAAUAUCAAACAUGCAUUGAUCAUGCUAAGUUAGCAGAUGACUUAAGAGAGGAUCACGUAGGAAAUGAGGUAGUUCACAGCAUUGCAUUUAUACAAAACGUAAACCAGCAGAUCGAAGCCAUAACCACAGAAGUAAGAGAAAAAGAAAUUAAUGAUCCACUAGUAAAAAUAUAUCUGGAUAAAAUAAAACUUGUCUCAAGUUCAUUUUCAGAUAUUGAUCAAGAUAAAUAUAAAAGUAUUCGUCAGAUUAUAGCUGAAAAAAUCAAAUCUGUAACUAAAUCUUUCAAAAGUUCAGUUUUAGCGAAUAAAUUUGAUGAGAGUGCCAAGGAUAUUGCAAAGCUACAUGAAGCAUUAACUGUUUUACAAGAUUAUUUAGAUUACGGAGAGGGAGCAAAAUAUGUUCAGUUGAAAGAAUUUUUUCUUAACUAUUUGAAUGAUUCAAUAGAUAGGUUAAGUCAUAUAUUUGAUCGAGAAAAAUUACAAAAAGAUGAUAUUGAUAGUCUAAACAGUUGUAUUUAUAUGUUAGAAAUUGCUAAGGAUACACUCGCUCUGCAACCACACAUCCCCAAAGAAGCAAUCGAUAAUAUUUAUGAAAGUCUUUUAUCAAGAAUUUUGAACUACUUCGACCAGAUUCUGAAUAAAAUUAAUGCAGAAUUUAAAAAUGAAAAUGCAUUUCAUGCAUUCGAACAAUUCCUAUUAGAAUUAGAUUCACUUAGGAAAAUUUCUAUCAUUGAACUUAAAACAAACCGAUCCUAUUAUGCUACAUUAGAAAACAUAAUUGAAUACUUACAUAAUUCAAAAAGAGAUAUUGAACAAUUAUUGAGAGUUUUAUUUCAACAAGAAGAAAAACUGAAGUAUAAUAAGAUUACAAAGUGUCUCCUAAGUCUAAAGAGUUCUCAAUGGAUAGAAAAUUAUCGCGUUGGAGAAUACUCCAGUGUGAUGAACGAUAUUAAAGAACAAUUUAUAGAUCAUAUGAAAGAGAUGAAAAACUCUGUCAUGCAAAUGACUUUAGGCCUUGAUGAUUACAAGGAAAUCGACUCUACAUAUAAGAUGAUACUAAAAAUUAAUAAAAUGAAAGAAUUCGAGAUAAUUUUUACCGAUAUAAAUCAUUACUUAGUUGAAGUUAACUCUUGGUUUGAAAGUGUCGUAAAGAAUACUUUUUCUACUAUUAAAGACUCAUUUACCAUAGAAAAAUGGAAGGAACAAGAAUAUAAAAAUUGUGAAUUCAAUAAAGUUGAACAAGCAUUUCAUUACUUGGAUGCUUGUAAAAAGUUCCCUAUUUUAUCGAAUAACGAAUGCCUGUCUGUACUCAAUGGCUUGGAAGAAUGUAUUAGAUAUUAUAGUAAAUUUGUUGAAAAUGAAAUGGAAAUUUCUUUUGAACAUAUCAAAGAGUUUCAAGCCAAUAACCCAGGCGAAAUAUAUAAAAAUAUUGGUACACUAUCAACCCGUCUUCAAGAAGUUUAUGAAAUUGAAACAAAGCAUUCUCGAACUCUUUCUUGCUUUGUAAAUCAAAAACUAUUUCAAAAAUGGCAACACGAAUUAUCAGAUUACCUGACUGAAUUAUCACAUGAAAUGGAAAAAUUGUGUAUCAUACAACAAACUAUUUCGUUGAAAGAUAAGUUAGUAGUUGUAAAGGCAUUAAGUAAAUUAGAUAAUAUUUUAGAAGGUGGAAAGUACUUCGAUAUAUAUCUUAAAUAUCGAAACGUAUAUUGUAUAAAAGUUAAAGAUAUUUCUGAAAAAAUAUUAAAUGCUAUUCAAAACUACGAAUAUGAGCAAAUCACUAGUGAAAUGAUAACAUUAAAGUUAUCUGGUGAUAUAGGAGAACAUUUUUUUGAAAACAAUAAACAGUCGCUUAAUAAAAGUUUAGUCAACCUAAUAGAAGAAACUCAAACUCAAACAAUAAUGUUAGGAAAUCAUUUCGAAAUAGAUAAAAUAAAAACCAUUGUCGGAAAUUUAAAACGAAUACAAAAAGCAAAGGAUUUUGUGUCGGUAUAUAUUGAUACACCAGAUGAACUAUGUGGAAAUGUAGCACAAAUCUCAUCGAUGCUUGAACAUCGAUUAAAAUGCUUAUUAGAUGAAACUCAAGCACUUGUCUAUAUCAAUAAUUUUUACGAAGCCGAAAAAAAACUAGAAUUCAUAAGUAUAGUACGUACUUUAUUGGGUAAUUAUUGUACGAAACAGAUUUCUGAUGAGGUAGAAUUAAUCAAAGAGCGUCGAUAUGAAAUUGUAUCCGAUGAAAUAGUUGCAAAAUAUUCAAAUAUGGAUAUUGAUAAAUAUAUAUUAAAUCCACCAAUCGAUCUAUUUGAAAAACUCGUACAAGUUAAAAACAUAAAUCCAAUAUAUACUCAAGCUUUAAAUAAAUUAAGAGAAAAUAUUAUCAAUAAAUUUAGACAAGAGUUAGAAUUAGCAAAGUCAGUGAGACCACUAAACCAAAGUAAUAUUCAUAUAAGAAAGUUUGAAUCUUCUGUUAAACAUCUACCAGAAACGAUGAAAGAUGUCCUCGAGGUUGAAUUGAAACACUGUAAGGAAGAUAUCGAUUCUAUGAUGAAAACUAAUAAAAAUUAA
Rotaria socialis is the source of this 4414-nucleotide messenger RNA. The record is from the annotation of a GenBank genome assembly. Lineage: Eukaryota; Metazoa; Rotifera; Eurotatoria; Philodinida; Philodinidae.